AUGGAGCCUCCACCCCCAGGGGCACUCUACCUCUCGGUCAGAAGGUUGUUGAGAAGAUGCCGAAUAAGAGUUCUGAUCCUCUGUCUCUAUUUUAAACCUUCGCCUAGGUUUCAGCAGGAGGAUUACACCGUGGAGGUGCGUCUGAACGAGUACUUGGACAUUAUCUGUCCGCACUACGAGGAUAACAGCGUCCCCGUUCAUUCUAUGGAACGCUACACUUUGUACCUGGUGGAACAAGAGGAGUACGAAGCGUGCAAACCCCGUUCUAAGGAACAGAUCCGGUGGCAGUGCAACCGGCCGGACGCCCUACACGGCCCCGAGCGACUCUCCGAGAAAUUCCAGCGCUUCACCCCGUUCACCCUCGGCAAGGAGUUUCGGGAGGGUCACGAGUAUUAUUAUAUCUCAAAACCAAUCCAUCGGCACGGAGGAUUCUGCCUCAAACUGAGGGUGAAGGUGGUGGGGAAAAAACCUCAGACACCACCUGGCCACAGCCCCACACAGAAGGGGACACUUCAAUCAGACGAUCCGGACGCCCCGAUGCUCCGGAGCGUGGGGCAGAAUUCCGCCCCCCAACUUGGCAGCCCCUUCCCCUUCCUCAGCCUCUUGCUGCUCCUCUUCAUGCCCCAGGGGCCCUGAAAGGAAUCUCGGGCCCGGACUGAACCCCCAGGAUUGAGCCAGGCAGGGUGGCCUAAGACGAGGUGCACGAGGUGGGCACCAUGGGACCUCCAGCAUUCUUGGGCUCGGUCCCCGGCACCACUGGUUGUGUGAGGUGCAAGGAAGUGCGAUGCAUGUUGGAGCCAUGGGAAGAACGGUCCCUGUGAGCGAAUCCACUCUCUUGUUUUAGAGAGAGAUCCUGUGGGACUCCCCAAUGUGGAGAAACCAAAGUGGUGGGCAGAAGCCACACAGGUACAGACGCUGGGUGUCCUGCAGGUCAGAGACACCGAGCCUUCCUGCCCCAAACGGGGGGCUGCGUUGGAUGGAACUGGUGGACAUUUCAAGAAAGGUCGUUGCGGACGAAUCCCGGAGCCCCCAACUCCCCCCUGGACUUAAUCGAGCAUGUGAAUAAUUUAUCCGACCUAAAAACAGGCAGGACCUGGAUUUGGGGAGGACCGUGUGACGUUUCACCUUCCCUUUGUCGGACUUUCAUCCUUGCAAUCCGGACGGGAAGGGUUCGUCCGGAGAAGGCGGAUCCAAGAACACUGAUCGAUAGUAUUUAUUCAAAGGAAAGGUGACGGUUACGACCCCAGCAUUCCCGCAAGGACCCCGAUUUCAAACGAGACGUUUGUAUAUACGGCAGAUGGAGGAUAGCAAAACUCUCGUUCGUUGGCUUCUGGGUUUUUGAUCUGAAGGGGUGAAAACUUGCCUUUUUUUUGUUUUUCCUUUUUAUACAGAGGAGGUUGGGCUGGCAUCUCUCCUUCAUUUGGGUAAUGGCUAGGGUUCUCAUCGGCAGGAGAAAUCUCGCUCGUACCCUUCCCCUCUCUGCUGAAGUACAAAAGGGAAUCUAUUAAAAAUGGAGGUGUCCUCAAAAGUGCCAAAGAAAGGUUUAGAGGCAUCUGGUUUCCAACAGUGCUCAGCUGUUAAAGCCAUAAAUCAGGAGUGUUACUGACUCCCGUGCCACCCUGGGGCUUUCUGUGUCGAGGAAGAGUGCCUCUGUUCACGGUGGAUCCAUUUACCUGUGGAUAAUCACAGCUCGUCCUUGUUUAGCGACCACAAUGGGGACCGGUAAUUUGGUUGUUAAGCAAAGCAGUCCCUAAGUGAAACCGCAACUGGCUUACGAUCUCAUUUCAGCUUUCUUUUGCUUGACGGACCUGCGAAGUUCGUCAGUGCGAGGACUGACGGCAAAGUGAGUUUUUCAUCACCGUCGUAACUGCGAACGGUUGUGAAACGAGGUGGCCGCUAAACAAGGACGAUCUGUAACAGAGCUCUGUUCCGUUUCUGAUUCGAGUCCCAGCCUUUUCUGAGCGAUUGGCUCGUUGUGAUCUGGCCUUCCUUUCCAGGGCUAGAGCUACAAUUUGUGGAUUGGUUCUUUCUGAUCUCUGGCUGCUUAAAUGGGAUCAGGGAGACAGCUUCAGUUGCAGGGGGUGAUGGGGAAGGAAUAUGCCACUCAGGAGUGGAGGGGAAAGGGGAAAUUUAUUUUCUGUCAUGCUUUUUAUUGUGGGAUUUUUUUUUAUUAAAAAAAGAAUAAAUAACAC
This is a messenger RNA of Python bivittatus (Burmese python), 2192 nucleotides long. The record is from RefSeq and is a predicted model, not a curated record. Lineage: Eukaryota; Metazoa; Chordata; Lepidosauria; Squamata; Pythonidae.